This is a messenger RNA of Hydractinia symbiolongicarpus, 811 nucleotides long. RefSeq names its product interferon-stimulated 20 kDa exonuclease-like 2. The transcript is spliced from 2 exons. NCBI's taxonomy places the organism in Eukaryota, Metazoa, Cnidaria, Hydrozoa, Anthoathecata, Hydractiniidae. Bases 82 to 792 code for a protein of 236 amino acids. The record is from RefSeq and is a predicted model, not a curated record. Gene Ontology annotation, molecular function: exonuclease activity; nucleic acid binding. Gene Ontology annotation, cellular component: nucleus.
CUGACUUCAUAACACCGCUCUUUUUGGGAGAAAUGUGAUGGCAGCAGCAUUUCUUCAACAGCCAUUUGGUAUAACUGCUAGAUGUGUGAUCUUUGGCCUGUUAAUAAGAUGCGGAAAGUAAGACAAAAUAGAAAGAAAAAAGAAAUCUUAAAUUCGGAAGGUGAAUCUGAUGUGGCAUCAACAUGUGGUGACGAUGAUGGAGGAGAGGAAAUUAAAGUCUGUCCUGAAAAUUUGAUUGCACUUGACUGUGAAAUGGUUGGGAUUGGAAAAUCAAGGAGUAACGCAUUAGCGCGAUGCAGUGUUGUUGAUUACUACGGAAAUGUUUUGUACGACCAAUAUAUCAAACCAUCGAAAUCUAUCACAGAUUACAGAACGAAGUGGAGCGGUAUAUUACCUCAACACAUGACGCAUGCAAUACCUUUUAAAGUUGCUAGGAAGCAAAUACUAUCCGUCAUUAAAGAAAAGAUUAUUAUCGGACACUCGUUACAUUUUGAUUUCAAGAUCUUGAAAAUUUCUUGCCGCAAGCAGCAAAUUCGCGAUACAUCUAACAGUGUGAUGUUAAGAAACAUUGCUGGUUUUCCAUUAAAUCAAACAGCAUCACUUAAGCGCCUUUCCUCUGCUAUCCUGGGAAGACAAAUUCAAGUUGAUACUCACUGUUCUGUUGAAGAUUCGGUUGCUGCCAUGGAUUUAUACCGAACAAUUGAACAGGAGUGGGAAAAGAAUUUUCAGUGCAAAAAAGAGGCAAAGUAUUUGAAUGAUUUGUUUUGGCCCAAAUGGCUUGAUAGUCAAUAAAUUACACAGCAUCAGAAAA